Molecule: messenger RNA, 2208 nt
Organism: Coccidioides posadasii C735 delta SOWgp
Lineage: Eukaryota; Fungi; Ascomycota; Eurotiomycetes; Onygenales; Onygenaceae
Biological process (GO): negative regulation of transcription by RNA polymerase II
Cellular component (GO): Sin3-type complex
Molecular function (GO): histone deacetylase binding
Source: RefSeq, a predicted model, not a curated record
AUGGAGCCCCCGGAUUCAGCUGGCCCCGAGCCACGGUUGGCGUCCGGUCCAGUUCCCCCCAUAAUACCGGACGGCCUUCUUUCAGAUGAUAUUCAUGAUGAUGAGAGGUCCAGCAGUCUGAGCGAUAUCGAUGAACGCCUAGAUCACCUUGAGGAUAUGUCCCCGAAACAAGAAAAGCCUGCCAACGAGGUUGACUCCGAAGCGGAAACUGAGCGCAUCGAAGAUUCUCCAAGCCGCCUUCGAAGCCACACAAGCAUCGUAUUGAGCGCGGGGGCGUACGGGACGAGCCCGAGUAAGCUCGCGCAAUCGACCACCUAUGAAGAUCUCGAUGAAGAUGACAUCAACGAGGCCGAAAAUUCUCCAAGUAAACCCCCGCGAGAUACGAGAAUUAACGGCGUCUCGAAUGCUUCUAAGGAAGUUGAAGAAGGUACGGUGAACUCACAGUCCGCGCCGCAAGAAGCGAUUGGUAAAAAGAGAAAACGCGGGGCUUCUGUUGAUGAAGAAGAGGAUAUGGAUGAUGAGGAGCCGUUACGAAAGCGCCGUGGCUCUCCCUCUGGCGAUAGAACCGUAAUUGAAACUGAACAGGAAAGUGCAGAUACGAAUGCGCCUGAAAUGGAGCCAAAGAAGAAUGAGGCUUCAUCCAACGACGAAGUUUCGCCUGUCAAUGAAGACCUGGCGGAGGAUUCCCGCCCUUCAACUUUCCGAGGAAGGAAAGGCAAAAAGGGGAAACGAAAAGCAAAGAAAACUAAGGACACUUAUGACGAUAUGGGAGAAAAUAUACCAGGGGAGGGCAACCAGGUAAACGGAGACGAGCAGUUACAAGAGGACGAAGAAAAUGGGGACGGUGCCGAUGGGGCGGAUGAUCCCGAAGCAGCAUUGAAACUAGAAGAGUCAAUGAAAAAAACGACCGCCAUGGAUGUGCUGCUCAGUCUGGAAAGGCAAUUUGCCUCUUUGCGUGACAAGAUCUAUGACGACCGAAUCGCUAGUAUAAACGAGGAACUGGCUCAGCUCGAAAAGCCGAACCCAACUCACCCUGAAUUCCUCCGCCAGCUCCGGAUAAUCGAGAACUAUCGCGAUGAGAAGAUGAAAAUCGAUGAAAAGCUGUUUGCAUAUAAAAUGAGAUCCCUGUGCAUCAAGAGCCAAGCUGAGCGGAGUCAAGUAAACAGCUCGUACUACCAGAAUGUUCGCGACAUCCGUGAACGAUACCUUCAAGAAAUCUCCGAGCAUCAUUACCGAGUGCAACACGACCGUUUUCAGACAAGCGAAAUCAGUGCCGAUUAUGGCAUUCCAUUUCCGUCUCGGCGGUCACAGCAAGCAGCGCAGCAGGCUGCAUAUAGUAUGGAAGUUAGUAUCUUGGCGGGGACAGCGAAAUAUGUUGGUUUUCCAUCCGCUCCUGAGAUGAAGGGUUUGCAGCGUAAUGAGAUUGAAGAAGAUUUUGCGAAGUUGGGGAUAUCUCUGAGGCGCACGAAUCCGAAUCCGUUGCCCCAUGCUCCUUUGUCACAACACCAUGAUUACGUACCAAUGUCAUCUGUCGCAGCCACACGGCAGGCAGCGGAAGAAGAGUUCCUUGAGCAGACGCCAUGGGCAAAUCCGCAGCAUCCCAUUCAUGAACAAUAUCGGCAACAGAUGCAUCAAGAGAGGGUGUCAGAUCAUCAAAGGUUUCCGAACUCCUUUUCUACCCCAGCGGCCCAACAACGGGUAGUGGAUCUGAAUGCGCCGAACGGUUCUGCGUCAACCAUCCCAGAGCAUCCGUCGGCUCCUAACUCUUCUGCUGCUAACACACCAUACGACUAUGACCGCUCCCGUCGAAAUCCUGGAAUACCCACACCAGUUGCUGAUCCGCCCAACAGCCGCUAUCCCGAAAGUGAUGACAUGCAUGGACCGUCGGCUUUUCGAUCUCUAUCUUCGUCACCUCUAGAUGUGCGCAGACCUCACCCACAGAAAGCUCUGCCGAAGCACGAACUUGGGCGACGCUCCCCUGGCCCGCCUGUGGAGCCAAUGGGUCCACCAAGUUCCGUGCGAGAUAUCCCAUAUUCCCCUUCAUCAUCAACUAUACGCGCUGGCCGGUUUGGAAUAGCUUCAAGAGGAGAUCAGCCAUCUUCCCCAACCUCUGCAGCACGUCAAAAGCCACAAUCAUUUGGCUCAAUGCAUCAGAAUGCUGGUAUUGCUGCUGGAAGUUCCGAGAGAAGUCGGGUAACAAACCCAUAA